Musca domestica (house fly) is the source of this 1705-nucleotide messenger RNA. RefSeq lists its product as uncharacterized. The record is from RefSeq and is a predicted model, not a curated record. The transcript is spliced from 6 exons. Lineage: Eukaryota; Metazoa; Arthropoda; Insecta; Diptera; Muscidae. Bases 374 to 1675 code for a protein of 433 amino acids.
GAAAAAUCCCGUUGCGAAAUCAAGCACGUAUGUUGUCAUUUUCGCAACGACCCGUUGUUAUAUUUUUCAACAACGGCUGUUGGUGAAUUGUGCACGAACGUGCUCAAAUUGACACCGAGACGUGGUCAACUUUCGGUACCAACAACAGCCGUGCUUAAUUUGUCCAUUUGUAAUAUUGGUAAUUGCAGCCGAUUACACACGAGUAAAAAAUGACAACGGUGGUGCAUGAUUCACACACGGUCGUUGUCAAUAUGACACCGGUCGUGUAUGAAUUAUGCACCACCACCUGCAUAAUGAUGCACCACCGUUGUUACUUUGUACACCGACGUGCAUGAAUCGUACACGAUCGUUGCCAUUUUAGCAACUACCGUGUAUGAAUCAUGCACCACCGUUGUCAUUUUUUUUACUCGUGUGCAAUCGGCUGCAUAUUUACCAUUUUUUCCGUGUUAUUGAAAGAGAAAGGACGCAUUGUGCAAAAAAUUUAUUGAAAAUGAAUAAUAAUUCGCAAGAUCCUCAAAAUAUCAUUGGUGAGUUGUUAGAAAUCGAUGGCAAUAUUGUUGUGGUUCGCGAUACAAACCAUUGCAGCAGUCAAGAUGCGGAAAACAAUGAGGACGAUUAUAUGUUAAGGGAGUUCUUAAAAGGAAUAAAUAUGGAGUCGCUUUUUGAACAAUUAAAAGCAUCACAUGUAACAUUUCGCAGCUUGCAGUACUUGAAAAAAGAAGAUUUAAAGGAAGCAGUGCCACCAUUGGGACUGCGUGUUGAAUUCAGAGAAAAGCUCUUUGCUUGGAAAAAACGAAAGCUCGGGAUUGAUGACGAAACUAUGUCAGUUCCAUCUAAAAUAGGUGAAUGGUGGAAACGCAACGAGACACCUGCAAGUACUCCUGGUACUCCCGACACUACAGGUUCGAACUGCUCAAAAGCCAAAGGAAUUUUGUCAGAGGAUCUAACGGAAUUGUUAACACAUACCUCGAAGGGGAAACUAGCGCUUGAAUGUAGUAGCGUUAAUAAGAAAUUAAGUGACGAGCAAAGAGAUGAUAUAAUUAAUAUAAUUAUUGAAGAUAUUUUAACCAACAAUGUUACUCUUUACACUCAAGACUAUAUGCGCAUAUUGGAUGAAAUUUGUUCCGUUUUUCCUCUUGAAAACGAAAUGAGGGAUUAUUAUUACAUUUCAAGAAAAGGAAAGAACAACGCAAGCGGAAAACUUUAUGCCAAGUAUAGAAACAAGAAGUCCAAAAGAAUAAAGCUUUUGAUUUCCGAGCCUAGCACAAGCAAAGCAGCAACUCACACAUCUCCUAAUUUUUGUAACAAAGAUGUUCCCGAAAUUGAUGAAUCAGUUGAAAAUUCAUUGAAAGCUUCCUUACUAAGAGAAUGUAAUGAUUGGGGAUCGAUCUGCGAAAAAUGGAAAAGAUCUUUUAACAUACGGCAAAGAGAUAUAAAAAAUUUAAGUAGCCAUACAUUUCUCCUUGAAUGGACGAAGUUGUCCGAUGCAAGAGCUUCAGAAUUGGUCAACAUUGAUUUCGAUAUUAUGUAUCCACAGAAAGGCAAUCUUCUACUUUCUAAAUGGGACCAAUUUAAGAAAAAAAUUUACAAUUAUUAUGGGAAAAAUAUUCAUAACGAACAUUGCAAACAACUCUUCGCAAAUGUUUUGACGGCAAGCAGCAUAGGUAAAUUUUAAUUCCUGAUUUAUCAUAAACAUUAAAAGUAA